GCCGAGGGUUUCGGGGUUUGCACCACCGUGCUGGGUCUGCGGACUCGAGGACGCGGGAGGCGGCGAGACGCCCUCCCGGCCCGGUUGCGACUCACAGCAGCAGGGUUCUAGUCUGUAUUUCUCUGCCCACUCGAGAUGUUAUCUCGGGCAACUUUCUUUCCCUCUCCGGGUCUCUGUUAAAUGAGGGAGGUGUUGGUGUUGACUUAUGCUUUGUAGUGUUCUGAGUUCUGAGACGCGAGGAGCGUUUUGGCUUCUGGCAAACCCCCUUCCUCCAAUCCCCGCCUGUAAGAGCCAGCUCCGCUGCCCCGGGAGCCGAGUCUUCAGGAAGCCCAGGUACCGGCUAGACGGAGGUUCUGCUGGGCUGUAGCGUUUCCUGGGGCUUUUGAGGACUGAUCUGGGCUUUUGGCUGGCUGUUGGAGGGACCUGACUGCAGAGGAACUGCCCCCAGAUUGCUCAGGAAAGAAUUCCCACAGCAAACUUGAGACUGCUUAUCCUUAGAAAGGCCUGCUUGCAAGCUUGGUCCUUUACUGGUGUCUGGGAACUUGGAUCUGGCCCUCUAAAUGGUAUCACGAGAUGCUCGGGUGCUGCUGCCUCUGCUUGAGUUGAUGACCCAGACACAAGGAGAAUAAACUGAGUCUAAGACUGGUCCAGAGUGGGAGUGUGAGUAGGAGUGCCACUGUGGGAACAGGUGACCUGUCUGGUAAGGAAUGCAGCAUCCUUCUGAGAGCCUUCUUUCCACGUGGUCCCCCAGACCACCACUCCCUCGCUGGAAGAGGUGCGGAGGACUUUGCAAUCAGCUACCUAAAACUUUUGCCAAGCCAACAUAAGACUUUUGCUGCAGAACUGAACGAGAUGUUACUUCAUUUACUUUUUGCAUCUUCUAAUCAUUGAACAACAGUCAUACUUGUUUUGCUUUGAGAACUGUCAGCCAGAUUGGUUGCUCUUAUUUUUGUGUAUGAUUUUCAAAAUGAUUGACUUGAGCUUCCUGACAGAGGAGGAGCAAGAAGCCAUCAUGAAGGUUCUGCAACGGGAUGCUGCCCUGAAGAGAGUUGAAGAGGAGAGAGUCAGACAUUUGCCUGAAAAAAUUAAGGAUGACAAACAGUUGAAGAAUAUGAGUGGUCAAUGGUUUUAUGAAGCCAAGGCAAAAAGGCACAGAGACAGAAUUCAUGGUGCAGAUAUCAUCAGAGCGUCCAUGAGAAAGAAGAAGCUCCAGGUAGCAGCAGAGCAGAAUAAGGACAGAGCAAACGAGGCAAAGGAAAGUUGGGUGAAUAACAUCAACAAACAUGCUUUCCUCCCCCCAGAGCUAACUGGUGCUGUGGAAGAGCCAGAAGAUGUAGCCCCAACGAGCCCAAGUUCUAGCGUGGUAAAUCCAGCUUCCACCAUGAUUGACACGUCCCAGGAAAACACAAGGAAGUCAGCUGUGUCUCCGGCUAAGCAAAGGAAGAAUCCGUUUAAUAGCUCCAAGUUGCCAGAAGAUCACUUAUCUCAACAAACCAAAAGUGAGCUGUCAAAAAAUGGAAAGGCUGGUUUCUUUCAGACUUCAAAAGAAGGUGAACUGUCAGAGUCAAAAGAAAAGUCAUCUGUCCCAGAUACUUCAAGCCAAAAUUUAGAGAAACUAAAGCCGAGAUCUCCAGGCCCCGAGAAUGGAUCUCAGGUCAAACCUCCAAUCCCGAAAGCCAGGAAAAUGCUCCCCAAACCACAUGAGUUAAAGCAAGAUGAUAACCAGUCUUUUCCUCGACAAAGGACAGACUCCCUGAGCGCAAGGGGGGCUCCCAGAGGGAUCCUGAAACGCAACUCCAGUUCCAGCAGCACAGACUCAGAAACAGUUCGUUUCCAUCAGAACUUGGAACCCAAAAGCAAAAUCGUGUCCCCUGGCCUCACCAUCCAUGAAAGAAUUUCUGAGAAGGAGCAUUGUUUAGACGAUGACUCCUCUUCAAACUCCCUGGAGCCAUUAAAGCACGUGAGAUUCUCUGCAGUGAAGGAUGAACUCCCCCAGAGUCCUGGGCUAAGCCAUGGCCGGGAAGUAGGGGAAUUUAGUGUUUUAGAGUCUGACAGGCUGAAGAAUGGAACGGAAGAUAUUGCGGACGUCAAUGAACUUUGGAAUGACCCUAAGCCUUCCCAAUACAGGAAUUCUUUACCUUUACAUCAGUCAGCCUCCAGCCCAGGUGCAUCAAACAGCGAAGCACAUCAGCCAAUGACUUCUGGUUCUUUUCCAAUGAAUGGGCACCAUUCUCCCUUGGAAGGUUUAACUCCAAGACCAGAGUCCAUUGAAAAUUCACCCACCAUCAAUGAACACAAAGCUAAACCAUCAGAAUUAUCAAGCCGUGAAGCAGAAUUGUCCAAAAGCCCUGCUGAUGGACUGUCUUGUGUUGAGCCUGAGCCAUUUCAGGUGCCAGAUCACAGUUCUAGAGACCAUCAGCAAGGUAAGCCCCCUCUUCUCAAGGCCCUAAAAGCUAGGACGUCCUCACACUCUGGUCCAUUUGACACUGAGAUAAGGAAGACAACUGAUGAUUCCAUAUCUAAAGUCCUAGACUGGUUUAAUCGAAGUUCUCAUUCAGAAGACAAUAAGUCACCUCUCCAACAUCCCCAAGGAAUAGAGCUGAAAGAAGAAACAAACUCAGAAUCGCUGACUGCUACUGCCUUAGAGAGAGAUGACACCAGUCUGAAAGAAAAGGGCUCAAAGGCUCUAUUACCCACCAAAGUUAAAUUGAUGCCUGCAGAAUCUGAUUCAACGUUUCAGGGAGAGGGAAAUACACUGCCUUCUAGAACUUGCCAAAAUGAUAACGUGAAUAUCCAAUGCAAAUCCAUUAAUUUGUCCCAACAAGGCAACGAAAGUCCAGGCAUAUUGCAACCAUGUGAAAUCUAUGGCCAAAAUCAAGGGAGUAAAACUAUGGACUAUAGCCAAAGUUCAAAAAAUCGAGGAGAAGGAAAUCGGGUACUUCCCCCAAUCAGUAACUAUUCCUACAGUGCUCUCAAAGGACCUGAUGCAGAAGGCCAAAUUCCAUGCAAUAUUAGCGAUGUUGACAGCUUAGAUGAAGAAGAGCCUAAGCUUCAUGUUUAUGGAAAAAAUAGAGGAAACCCAGAAGUGAAAUUUGACUCAACACUUGUCAAAGAACCAACUUUGAAAGACAACAUGAAGGCAGAGAGAGAGAGCAAAGGAGGGGAUACAUACUUUCUGAAAGCUUCUUUAGAGCCAGAUAAUAUUGAGUCACUACAUGGGGCUACCAAAAACAAAUCUUGGAAGAAGCCUGAGGUCCAAUUACAAGAAGCUGGUGAGGUUCCCAAAAACCAAGUGCAAAGAGAAAAAUACAAAAGAGUAAGUGAAAGAAUAUCUUUCUGGGAAGGUGAAAAAGCUGCUGCUAAGUUAAGUCAUAAAGAACCCACAUCAUCAUGCAGUCAAGGGCAGCCUUCUGCUAAAGCAUAUCAGCCUGUGAAGUCCAUGCACAGUUUAUCUACAGCCCAGAGUGAAUAUAAUCAAGUCACUAGUAAACAAGUGGUCCUAGAUAAGAAUGGCCACACAGCCCAUCUCUCCAGUUUUUGUUCCUCGAAUAAACCUAAAGAGAACAGGCCCCAGAUACCAGGUUCAUCCAAAAAUUAUCCUUCAGUUAAUCAACCAGGUGAAGUGCCUCCAUUUCAGAAUAAGAUAAAUGAGCCUAUAAAAAGAUUGCCUGUGGCAGAGAGUUGGCAUUAUAAAAGGGACAUUACUUUAUCAGCUUGGCAACAUCCUUCAAAGAUUGGAAAUGGAACACAUACUCCUUUGGAAAAAGGCAAAUCUCUAAUUGGUGAAUCAAAUCCCAACUUUAAAGUUACAUCCCUAAAACAAAGAAUGGAUGAACCCAAUACAGAACAGGUUUAUAAUCACUCUCAAUUUGAGCAUUUGAGAAAGUUUUGGGACUCAGGAGCCAAUCCAAACAGUCAAGAGAAUGUUGAGAAGAAUACUACCACAGUAAGCCAAAAAUAUUUGAUGUCUUUUAAUAGUCAGAAACACAAAGAAUUCAGUGACAUUGUAUCAUCAGGAAAGACUAUCCAUGAAAUAGGGACGUUUCCAGGUAAAAAAAAAAUUCUGGCAAGAGAGGAAAUAGAGAAAUUAAAUUCAAAGUGCACACUCCAGGUGUUACCAGAUGAAACCACAUUUCCACUGGGACCAUCCAGAAAAUCUACUCAUCAUUUGCCAGGAAACGAGUCAUCAAAGGAAAAUGUGGAAAAGAAUACCAAAUGGUUUGUUAUGCCAGUGUUCAAGGAGGAAAAGGGUAGCUCAGACCAAGAGAUUCAAGAAUCCAUAGUUAAAACAAGUGUUUUGUCUAAAGACUACAAAGACACUUUUAAUGACAGCUUACAGAAGCUACUUUCAGAAGCUUCAUCACUAGCCAUGCAUCCUUCUGGUGGAAAAGUUCAUGGAAAACAAAUGUCUGAACCAGAUAUUUCUGGAAAUAAAAUAUGGCCUCAAGAUGCAGAUUUUGCUGAGACUGAGGAAGAAGACAACGGACAUAAGGAGACCAUUAAUGAGCAUGUAGACAAAACAGUAGCUCCUGCAAAGGUUAAGCUGAACACCUUGACUGCUAGUCUCGAUAAACUCCUAAAGGAAGCAACUGGAACUUCAUCCUGUCCCUUGCCAGUCGUGUUGGAACCUGCGACCACUAGGAUCAACUCUGAACCUGAAGAAGGUAGAGUUAAUGAAAAAGGGAUAGAAUGGAAUAGCACCUCAGCCUAUCAGAAAGAGAUAGUAGCUCCUUUUCCAAAGGGGAACAAAACUUUAGUAAAUACAGCUGUCUCCCAGAAAGCUGAAAGUGGUCGGUGCCAACUAAGUAUGGAGGACGUAUGUCAGGUGGCUGCAGAAGGUGCUCACCCAUUGGGUCAACCUUCCCAUGUUUACAGAAAAGAUUCUUUUGGGGAUGUGGCCAACUCUCCCCAAGAGAUGCCUUCUUCCAGGGAUGCUUGUCUUGCUCCUCAGGAUAAGGCAUUAUCUUCACAAAGGGAAAUUUCAGAGACUGUAGAAAAAGUCAUUCUUCCACCUAAACCUGCCUUGAAUGAUGUAUAUGCUGUAUUACAAAAGCUACUGAGAGAAGCUUGUUAUCCAGCUGGGAGCGAAGUAGUGCCUGGGGAAGUAAAAGCAGAAUUUCCUGAAGGAGUACAGGCAGCGGGUAGCCCCCAAAAUUCUUCACCAUGGGCUACAACGGACACUACAGUUCCAGACAGAAAUGACUUUUAUUCCUCCAACGUAGCCCCUGAUAAAACUCAUAACUUUGGACCUUAUUUAGCUGCCCGAGUACCUCCAUCAGAACAAACCCGUUGCUCAUGUGAUCCCACUGUUACUCAGUGUGGCAAAGAGUUACCUCAGGAAGUAGCAGAAAUUGUGAGGGAAACAGUUAUUCAGCCUAAAUCAGAGUUCCUAGAAUUCAGUGCUGGCUUAGAGAAACUACUGAAGGAAGCAAUUGAAACCCCCUCCUCGAAAUAUGAAAGUGAUACAGGGACUCUUUCGCCAUCAAAGUUAACAGGUACGGCUGAGGUGUCCGGGCAAGCUGCUUCUGAAUUCCAUCGUGAGGAAAUCAAAGAAACAGUAAAAAAGUCUGAGGCUCCAUCAAUAACUGAGAGUGCUUUCAAUAUUGGUUUUGACAGACUUUUUAGAGAAACUUCUGAGGCUCCUUCUUACCAGCUCCAGGUGUCAGUGAAAGAAGAAACUCCUGAGAAGGAGACUUCCCAGUCAGAGCAGGCCAGUUUCUUGAGGACAGUACCCCAUUUUGACUGGACAGCCUCAGAGGCCUCUGAAAUGAAGCUUACGAGUAAUGUUUUCAAAUCGCAAGCGAACCAGUGUGAUGAAGUGUUGGGAGGUGACAAAGCUGUGACUGAUUUAUCAGUAGAUCUUUGUGGUCCUGAAAGUGGGGUUGAGGUCCCUGGAACACUGCAGUUCUGUGUGGAACAUAAAAUAGGGAUCACUGACACUAGAAACCCUGCAGAGGACAGGGAUAGUGAAAGUGAGGGUGCAGGGGUUCGAGAAGGGGCUUCUCAGGAGCCUGGCUUGGAAGAGGCUCCUAAAGCAAUCAGUGUGUCCAGAAAUAGGCAACCCAUUUCUCUCCUGACAAACACAGAAAACCCUACAGAAACAAGUAACGUCGAAUUGAUUCUGGCAUCACCAUGUAAGAGAAUAGAGAAAACUGAAGAAAAAGAAAGUUUCUCUGACUCUGAUAUUUCAGGUGGAAACUUGAGUUCCAAUGCAGAAAGCUGGAGAAAAACUUCCAGUUCAGAAGAAGAACCCAGUCCUGUCUUGAAAACAUUGGAAAGGAGUGCUGCUAGGAAAAUGCCUUCCAAAAGUCUAGAAGACAUUUCAUCAGAUUCACCAAAUCAAGCAAAAGUAGAUAAUCUGCCAGAAGAAUUAGUACGUAGUGCUGAAGAUGAUCAAAAACCAGAUCAGGAACCAGAUACAAAUGAAAGCAUACCAGGAAUUUCCACAGUGCCUUCACAACCUGAUAAUCCAUUUUCCCACCCUGACAAACUCAAAAGGAUGAGCAAGUCCGUUCCAGCAUUUCUCCAAGAUGAGAGUGAUGACAGAGAAACAGAUACAGCAUCAGAAAGCAGUUACCAGCUCAGCAGACACAAGAAGAGCCCAAGCUCUUUAACCAAUCUUAGCAGCUCCUCUGGCAUGACGUCCCUGUCUUCUGUGAGCGGCAGUGUGAUGAGCGUUUACAGUGGAGACUUUGGCAAUCUGGAAGUGAAAGGAAAUAUUCAGUUUGCAGUCGACUAUGUGGACUCACUGAAGGAGUUACAUGUCUUUGUGGCCCAGUGUAAAGACUUAGCAGCAGCGGAUGUCAAAAAACAGCGCUCAGACCCAUAUGUAAAGACCUAUUUGUUACCAGACAAGGGCAAAAUGGGCAAGAAGAAAACACUUGUAGUGAAGAAGACUUUGAAUCCUGUGUAUAAUGAGAUACUGCGGUAUAAAAUCGAAAAGCAAAUCUUAAAAACACAAAAGCUGAACCUCUCUGUUUGGCAUCGGGAUACAUUUAAGCGCAAUAGUUUUCUAGGAGAAGUGGAAGUUGACUUGGAAACUUGGGACUGGGACAACAAACAGAAUAAACAAUUGAAGUGGUACCCUCUGAAGCGAAAGACAGCACCAGUUGCCCUUGAAGCGGAAAACAGAGGUGAAAUGAAGUUAGCUCUCCAGUAUGUCCCAGAGCCAAUUCCUGGUAAAAAGCUUCCUACAACAGGAGAAGUGCACAUCUGGGUGAAGGAAUGUCUUGAUCUACCACAGCUAAGGGGCAGCCAUCUAAAUUCUUUUGUUAAAUGUAUCAUCCUUCCAGAUACAAGUAGGAAAAGUCGUCAAAAAACCAGAGCUGUAGGGAAAACCACCAAUCCUGUCUUCAACCACACCAUGGUGUAUGAUGGGUUCAGGCCUGAAGAUCUGACAGAAGCCUGUGUAGAACUUACUGUCUGGGACCAUUACAAAUUAACCAACCAGUUUUUGGGAGGUCUUCGGAUUGGCUUUGGAACAGGUAAAAGCUAUGGUACUGAAGUGGAUUGGAUGGACUCUACUUCAGAGGAAGUUGCUCUCUGGGAAAAAAUGGUAAAUUCCCCCAACACUUGGAUUGAAGCAACCCUACCUCUCAGAAUGCUGUUGAUUGCCAAAAUUUCAAAAUGAACCCAAAGUCAACUGGCUCUUCCACUGAAAACUACUCAACAGGUGGAAUCUGAUCUUGAAAUGGAUCUGACUAUGUGGACGGAUUCUCACCCGCUGCCUCUUGCCACUAACGGAGGCUACACAGCAUGUUAAAGUCAACCUGCAUAUGCUUCUUUGGUUAUAAGCCGCAAGAGAUUUAAGUAAUAACAGAAUGUGUAACUUAUUUGUGGCUUCAACAUUAAAGAAGAUAUUUGAGAAAGCUAGAAAAAUCAAACGGUUGCUUCAGCUUCAAAGAAAAAGCCGUACAAAAAUAUUAAAUGUUGGGUGCUUUUCACCAGCAAUA
Messenger RNA from Ailuropoda melanoleuca (giant panda), 7952 nucleotides. It is a transcript of the gene SYTL2, whose product is annotated as synaptotagmin like 2. Gene Ontology annotation, biological process: exocytosis; intracellular protein transport. Gene Ontology annotation, molecular function: neurexin family protein binding; small GTPase binding. Gene Ontology annotation, cellular component: exocytic vesicle; plasma membrane. NCBI's taxonomy places the organism in Eukaryota, Metazoa, Chordata, Mammalia, Carnivora, Ursidae. The coding region runs from base 956 to 7630 and encodes 2224 amino acids. The record is from RefSeq and is a predicted model, not a curated record. The transcript has 21 exons.